Branchiostoma floridae (Florida lancelet) is the source of this 1220-nucleotide messenger RNA. Its product is annotated as beta-1,4-galactosyltransferase 2-like. The record is from RefSeq and is a predicted model, not a curated record. Gene Ontology annotation, molecular function: glycosyltransferase activity. The coding region runs from base 132 to 1010 and encodes 292 amino acids. The transcript has a single exon. NCBI's taxonomy places the organism in Eukaryota, Metazoa, Chordata, Leptocardii, Amphioxiformes, Branchiostomatidae. Gene Ontology annotation, biological process: carbohydrate metabolic process.
CCCUCAGCUUGUUAACGUACCUGCAUUUGGUGAAGACGUCAGGGGAAAGGAAUCCAGAAACGUUACAGACAAGAUUGAGGGCGAAAAAACUUUAUGCUGAUGUCAAAUCCAGUGGGGAAUGGAGCCCCUCUAUGAAGGUUGCUGUCUUGGUGACGACGUCGAGUAAAAUGGAUCCUGAGACAUUACAUAAAACUUUAAACCCUUAUAGAAACGUACGGGCCGGUGGCAAAUGGAGUCCCGCUGGAAACCGGUCCAGCUCCUCUGAGAAAGUCGCCAUCUUGGUGACGUACAAAGACAGAGAGGAACACCUUAAGAUAUUUCUCCGGCACAUGCACCCGUUUCUCCAACGGCAGGGGCUCGAUUACGCCAUUUACGUCAUAGAACAACAUGGCGAGGAACAGAAGUUCUGCAAAGGGUUGCUCUACAACGUCGGCUUCACGGAAGCAUUGAAGGACGACCCUACCUACAACUGCUUCAUCUUCCACGACGUCGAUCUCAUUCCCGAAGACGUCAGAAAUCUGUACACCUGUAGAAAGUCCCCCUUUCACCUGUCGGUGGCUAUUGAUAAGUUCGAGUACAAGUUGCCGUAUGUGACGCUUUUUGGCGGAGUUUCAGCCCUGACGAAGGCACAUUAUGAACUGCUGAACGGUUACUCCAACUUGUACUGUGGAUGGGGAGGGGAGGAUGACGACAUGACUCGCCGAAUGUUCAAACACAAGUUGAGGCUUUCGCGUCCGGAUAAAGACUUUGCAAGAUACAAGAUGCUGGCUCACAGUCGCAACCGUACUACGGACGACAAUCCCGCCAGGUACUAUCUUCUAAGUACUGGAGUUAGCAGGGCUGACACAGACGGUCUGACGGAUUUACAGGCAGCCAACUACAGUGUAACUUCAGUAACUCACAAGGAGCUGUACACUCACAUCUUAGUAAACAUUACAAAGAGAAGACCUAUAAAGUUUGGUAACCCCCAUAAACUGAACAAGACAAAAAUCCACCAUAGAAGAAUGUGAUUUCAACCGAUUCAUUUGAGCAAAAAUACCGCGGACAUAUAGAAAAACACAAACUUUCGAUAUUUUGGGGGUUUCUGGUUAGCAAAGCCUGAAUUAAAAAAGGUUAAUGAUACCGUCAAAAAUAUGAACGUACCUGAUGGAUUUUGAGGCUGAAAAAAUAAACGUACCGGUACGUUUAUUCGGUACGUUUAUUUAAAGUGUACAGUACAA